Microdochium trichocladiopsis is the source of this 858-nucleotide messenger RNA. RefSeq lists its product as uncharacterized. The record is from RefSeq and is a predicted model, not a curated record. The coding region runs from base 124 to 843 and encodes 239 amino acids. Lineage: Eukaryota; Fungi; Ascomycota; Sordariomycetes; Xylariales; Microdochiaceae. The transcript has a single exon.
UAUUCUCUCGAGCACUCACAGUCAACUCACGAAUACAUCACCUGUCUUACAGAUCCUGUGCAAGACAUGCUCAGUCUUCGUGAGACAACCUGAACACUGCAAAACACCAAACACGACGACGCGAUGCCGCCCGCAGGUGAUAUGAACAUGGCGAGGGAGCUGCAGGCCGAAUUUUCUCGCAAAGGCGGCGGCGGUCGACCCAGCCGGCCUAGUAGGCCACGACAGCCGAUCAACGAGACACGAAUCCCGUUGCAGCCUGUCUGGGCUCCUCAAUCUCCUGCUGCCCGUCAGCCUGUCCGCUCAUCAGCAUGGGCAGGACCACUGCUCACUACCGCAGACCAAGCAAGACGCCAAGAACCUGUGCACUCAGCAACGACUACCUCUUCGGCAGGCUACACGACAAGGGGUUCAGGUCCGGCAGUAGCCACGAACAACGCGAAACCUGCCACGCAAACUGGAUCCAGCACGGACUUUCAAGCACACCCACAGACACUCUUCUCCUACAACGACCCAUCUUUUAUGUCCGCCAAUACAACAGCAUGGGGUAUCCCGGGCCCUGGCAAGGAAGCCGAGCAUCACACGUCGCGACCACCUCUACGUGCUACAACCAAUCUGACCCCUACAGCACCUGUCUUCAAGCCGCAAACGGUGGACAGCAGCGCCAUGUCUGUUGAUUCAGACUAUCCUACCUUAGCAAACAGCCUCACCGUAACCUCGGGCAUAUCGGGCUACCCCAUGGUUCAGGCUACUGAUAAGCAGAAAAAACAAGCUGGCACCGCUCCCAAGAUUGUUCAGAGUGGACUGCUGAGCGGGCCAGGUCUCAGCAGCUCGAGAUGGGCCUGAUAUAGCAUUCGACCG